This is a messenger RNA of Caenorhabditis briggsae, 690 nucleotides long. RefSeq names its product Protein CBR-FAR-8 (gene Cbr-far-8). Gene Ontology annotation, molecular function: lipid binding. NCBI's taxonomy places the organism in Eukaryota, Metazoa, Nematoda, Chromadorea, Rhabditida, Rhabditidae. The transcript has 3 exons. The record is from RefSeq and is a predicted model, not a curated record. Bases 1 to 690 code for a protein of 229 amino acids.
AUGUUGAAAGUCGUCUCAAUUGUGUUGGCUACUAUUGCUGUGGUAGUGUUAGGAAGACCUUCUGGAGAACAGAUAACUGAGUCUGAAUUCACGAAUUUCGUAUUCACUGUGGAAAAAUUGGAUCAAAUUCUAAAGGCCUAUGCUGCUUAUAAACAAUUUAUGCCAUCAUAUGUGUGGGAUCCAAUCGAGAAUAUCACCGACGAGCAGAAGACACAAGCUGUACAAAUGGUCAACGACUACCAUGCUGGAAAAUAUGAACCAAAGAACUACGACGAUAUGAUUGCAGUGUUAAAGAAAAGUUACCCAGCAUUGGCUGGACCAUACGAAACUAUGUACGGAAAGUACAAGGAACAAGUUGCCAAACUAGGACCGAAGGGACAGGAAUACUGUAACAAUCUCGAAGCCCAGAUGUACUCUGAUGCCUCUCCAGACCGCGUUGUUUGGGCUUGCCACAUUUUCAACAACGCCAAAAAAGCAGUUAGCGACGCUAAAGCCCUUUUGUUGGAUGGUUCGGAAGAGCAAAAGAUUGAAGAAGCAUUCCCAGAAGCCGUUACAUUCCUCAACAGCAAAGAAUUCGAAGCCUACUCGAUUGUUGUCAACAACUUGAAGACGUUGGAUUGCGAGAAGGAUCGCGAACAAGUGUUCAACACAAUCAAGCUUUUUGAUAAACAUAAUGUUCUCACCAAUUGA